Messenger RNA from Alternaria ventricosa, 1161 nucleotides. RefSeq lists its product as uncharacterized. The record is from RefSeq and is a predicted model, not a curated record. Lineage: Eukaryota; Fungi; Ascomycota; Dothideomycetes; Pleosporales; Pleosporaceae. Bases 1 to 1161 code for a protein of 386 amino acids. The transcript has a single exon.
AUGGACACCGAGAUGACAUUCCCAGCACCUGCAGCCAUCCCCGACACCAUUCUUCGCGACCACUUUACUUCAAAGCCUCGAUGCAAUGGCAAUUACAUUUAUGCGACAUCGAUCCACAUCAAGUCCAAAGCCCAAGCCACAGCCUUUGCGCGCACAAUCCACAUCCAGCCUCCCAAUCGCACCCUUGUCAUCUGGAUCAACAGCAGCGUCAGCGGUGACCUGCGCAACGAACCCUGCGCGAUAUCAAUCGGCUACAACUCACCUACAACUUCCGCCUGGACCGCCCAAGUCACCAUCGCACACUACACCAACGCAAACGAGGCCAUCCUACUAUCCAUCGGCGAAGCCCUCCGCGUCGCCGCAUCUCCCACGAUAACCGAGCACAUCGACCGCGUGCUCGUCUUUUCAGAUGUGCAACGCGUUUUGAAGAGUAUGAGGAUGGGCCAUCCGUUUGGGUUGGUGAGGGAUAGAUGGCUUGUUGACGACAUACCCCGUCUCACCAAGCAACUAGCGGAGAAGAGCGUCGAAGUGGAGUUUCACUGGUACCCUCCAACUCCCACGAUAGGACCUCAGCAAUGCAUACGUCAGACUUCGCAGCGGUUCAAAAAGCUUGCUCUAGCCGAAUAUCCCGCGGUGUUGCUUGAUCGGAGCGUUAGUUUUCCGCCGGUGAGACUAGAAGGGGCACUCGUCACGGGAGGUGCGGGAGAAGACUUCAUGGGUGGUUGGCUAGGCGCUGCGCUGAAGGAUGUAAAGGUUCUGCCGCGAAGGGAGUUGAGUCGUGACCUGAGGGUUCAGGCUAGGCAGGCUAUCAACCAGAGGAGGAAGGAGAGGAAGGAGAAGGCGAGGGCGAGGAGAAUCAAGGAUAAGGCAGAGAGGGAGACCAGGAAGAUUGAGAAGGAGAUGAGGAAGUUGGCGCGUAAGAACGGAAUGGAAGUGGAGGAAGAGGAGGUGCUGGGUUUGGUGUGUGACAGUGAGAUGAAAGUGGAGAAGCAGGAAGUGCUGGGUCUGGCGUGUGACAGUGAGAUGAAAGUGGAGGAGCAGGAAGUUCUGGGUUUGGCAGAUGACAGCGUAGCGACUACAUACGAGCUUGUGGGAAAGAUUGAAGAGCAGGAGAGGCAAUGUAUGCUCGUGGAGGGGUUUGAGAAUAUGGAUUUGGUAUGA